CAUCGGAGACCAAAACAAAGAAAAUCGACGAGCGAGAAGACUACUUCAUCAAGGAAGAACUCACUACAUACAGACUGUUGUAGCACGAACGAUAUUACACAGAGGAGCGAAAAACGGUCGUCAUUGGGCCGGCAUUUGUGGCAUGGUUUUGACAUUUUCGCUGCCCUUGCAGCGCGACGAGCUCUUGGAGAUUAAGGCCGAUCCCAACGAGUACCGCGUCCGCCAGAUCUAUCCCAUCCGCGAUCUCCCCACCAAGCUCAAGGAUGCGGAAAUGGCCUUGGGUGGGUCCGCCAGUGGCGGAUUUACCUGUUUGUUGCCCGAAUCCGAGGGCGGGGGCGACUUCUUCGAUGUGUUCUUUUCCGUACUCGUCCAUUUCCACAAGGACUUGUCGAAAGAGGCCAAACGUAAAGCUUGGGAAUGGAUCCAGGAGGCCUUUGGUGGGCUGGUCCAAACCCUGGAUCGGGAACUAAACGCCGCCAGGGGUGUGUCUAAUGAGAGCACCCAUGAGGAGCGCGGACAGUGGACCGUGGCUAUGAAGAUGCUCGUGUAUCUAUUUACGCAAAUGAUUGAAAUGAUGGAAGCCAAUGAAACGUCCUCGUCUGACUUGCUCAUGAGCAAGGCCAGUCACAAAAUCAAAAAGACCCUUGUCUCGGAUAACUGUGUCUGGGAUGGUGAGGCCAAAACUAGGGCCCUUUUAUUGUUAUACCGUUGGGCUCAGUUGCCUUUGCGAUAUCUCUUUGAGCCGCCCAUAGUGGAGGAGGAAGUGAUCAAUGCAACGGCCAACUGCCUCUUCAGGAUCCUGGAAAAUCCAUCCAUCGCUCUGCAACGUAGCAAAGAUCUGCGCCAGUCCAGCUUUCAAAUCUUGGGCGUGCUGUGCUCGGAUUACGGCUAUCUUCUCUCGUGUCGUCUGAAGAUUGUCCAAAGUCUCCGACAUUUUGAGCAUCUUGGAUCCACAUUGGCCGAAGCCGUCGUGUUGCUAGCCCGCGAAAACGGUUGCUCUUCCGUAAUCAUGGAGAUCGUGCGAGACUUGGCUCAAAUUGAUCCCCAAGAGCUUCAACGAGAUACCUCGGCCACUCGAGCUUACGCCACGUUCCUCACCGAGAUCACCGAAGCCGUGCCAGAAAUGAUGAAGCCAUGUUUGAGCCUGCUCACUCUCCACUUGGACGGGCCUUCGCCCAGCUUGAGAAAGUGCGUUCUGGCCAUAUUGGGCGAAAUCACUCUUCAAGUGUUCGGUGGAGAAUCAUUGGAAGAUGCGGAGCGUGAAACCCGAGACCAGUUCCUCGAUUGUUUGGAGGAUCACAUCCACGAUGUCCACGCCCAUGUUCGUACUAGCGUUCUUCAAAUCUGGACUAAGCUCUGUUCGGCCAAGGCCAUUCCCUUAAACCGACAGCAACGCCUUUUGAAGUUGGUCAUGGGGCGAUUACAUGACAAAUCGUCGAAUGUGCGGAAACAGGCUGUCCAGCUCUUAACGGCUCUUCUUCAAUGCAAUCCCUAUCGUGCCAGUAUGCCUGUUGAGGAAUUGAAAGAAGAAUUGGAGAAAGAGACGAGUAAGUUGCGGCAACUCACCGGUGAACCCGAAGAAGACAUGGCUUUGAAGAACCUUCAAAUGUGGGAAGACAAUCAAGAAGACGUGAUGAAUGCUAUCGAUGAGAUUGCAGAGAGCCCCGAGUCCGAACAGGAGCACGAAGGAGAGGCCUUGUGGGAAAAUGCCAGUCGCAAUGAGGUGGUUCUCAGAAUCAAGCAUCUUCUGUCCAAAAAGAAGCCGACGCGAGCCGUGGAACUCCUUCGUGCAGCGCUGAACCAUUUUCCUCAAGAUGAGAUCUUCAUUCCGAAAGAUGAUGAGCAAAUGGAAACUGAGCAUUGGUUUGAUCUGUUGAAAGCCAUUGCGUUGUUCGAUUCCAACGCCAUGGAUAAGAACUCUGACGAAGAAGCCAAUGAAGAAAUCAACAAGCAAAAAGUCGUAGUCGCUUAUCUUCAAGAUUCCUUCGGUUUCGCCCAAUUGGUUAACGAGGCCCUACCAACGGUGGCCGUUCUUCUGGGAUCCAAACUCAGCUCCGAUAUCAUGGAAGCCAUUCAAUUCUUUGUGUCGGCUUUUGAAUUUGGAGUUCUCAACGCCAUGAUUGGUGUGAGAAAAAUGUUGGCUCUCAUCUGGUCCCAAGAGGUCUCUGUCCGAGAAGCAGUCUUAGGGGCUUACAAGAGGCUCUACGUCGACGGUGUCGAUGUCAAUUCCAAAGAGCGGGCUCAAAUGAUCGUCAGGAAUUUCAUUGCUUUGGUGAGCGGAGCCACAGUAGGAGAGCUGACAUCUCUCGAGGAGCUCGUGGGGAUGUUGGUGAAGUCGAAAGACAUUGGUGUGGAUUGCUUCAACCUUUUGUGGCAAUACUUUACCAUGAUGCUACCUACUGUCACGCAAGAAGAAUCUCGAGGAGCUAUUGUUCUUUUGGGUAUGGUGGCCACGGUGGAACCAACGGUCAUUACCACAAACUUGGCUCUUCUUUUAGAAACUGGCUUGCAGAAACGUAGGAAACAAGACCUGGGCAUGGUUCACGAUAUCUGCCUGGCCUUGACCAAAUUGGGGAACUUUAAAGUGAGCUCGAGUGAUGGCCAAAGCUUUCCCGGGCUCAAAUUCGAUGCUACCCAUGAGCUGUUUGUAAGCUUGGAAGACAUUUUAGUCGAAGGCGUCGCUUCUAGAGCUUCAAGUUAUAUACCCAUGAGCCAAAAAGCCGUUUCGGUCAUCUACCAAUUGUCCGAAGAACCGGACAAAAUCUUGGAACGCAUCUUGAAACGUGUGUCCUCAAACCUAUUUCGAGACGAUCAACAGAUCCCAACCCGAAGUCUUAGCAGACUCUUCGCACUUGUCGGAAACGUUGCUCUUAGCCAGCUGAAUCAUUUAGAGGUCUCUAUUUUGAAUGAGUUAAAGCGACGAAAAAUGAUCAAAGAGGCCCUGAAAGAGCGCAAUAGCCGAAAAUCGAUUGGAGGGAGUGCGAGAAGAAAUGGAAGACAGAGUUUGAAAGGAGAGGACGGAGAGGAUAACUUGGAGGUCAUGGGUGCGGAAGCGGAUGACGCCGAAAUCGAAUAUAUCCGUCAGGUGUGCGAGAAAGAAGUCGUGAGUGGCCCCGAGUGUCUCCUCUCCCAGUUCUUACCCUUGGUAGUACAUGUGGCGAGCCAUCCAUCGGAAUACAGUGAUCCAAACCUUCGGGCUUCCGCUGGUUUAGCUCUCUCCAAGUUAAUGCUGGUGUCUUCUGAAGUUUGUGAUGAGCAUUUACAACUAUUGUUCACUCUAAUGGAAAAGAGUCAAGAAGAGGUGAUUCGGGCCAAUCUCAUUAUUGCCACGGGAGAUCUCUCCUUCAGAUUUCCGAAUAUCCUCGAGCCCUGGACCCCUCGAAUGUACGCUCGGCUCCGAGAUGACUCUACUCUGGUUCGGAGCAAUACCUUAAACGUGCUUACACUUCUAAUUCUCAACGAUAUGAUCAAGGUGAAAGGGCAGAUUUCGGACAUGGCCUUGUGUAUUGACGAUGGGAAUGAGAAGAUAUCAGGCUUGGCCAAACAGUUUUUCACUGAAUUGGCGCGAAAGGGCAAUGCAUUGUACAAUGUAAUGCCAGAUAUAAUCUCUCGUCUCUCGGAUGUAGCAAGUGGUGUUUCCGAGGAGAAAUUCCGAACCAUCCUCUCCUUCAUUGUUGGGCUCAUUGAAAAGGACAAGCACUUGGAGUCGCUUGUGGAGAAGCUCUGCCAUCGUUUUAGAGCCACUCAGUCCUCGCGACAAUGGAGAGACCUUUCCUACUGCCUUUCGUUGUUCUCGUUCAAUGAAAAGGCUCUGAAAAAGUUACAGGAUAAUUUUGCUUGUUUAAGUGAUAAAUUGCACGACGAGAGCGUUUACAACUCCAUCUCGGGUAUCCUCGUGCAAUCGAGGAAAAACAUUCGUGUAGAGGCCAAAGUGAUGAUUGAAGAAAUCGAAGAAAAAUUGGAUGAAGCCCGAAAGAAGUGUCUGGAGGAUUACGCUGCUAGUUCUCGAGCCGUGGCGGCCAAGGACACCAGCAAUAAAGAUGGAAGGAAACAAGAAUAACGCGAAAAACAUUAGUGGAGGAAAAUAGUCGAAUGAAUCAAUGGGACGGGAGUAUACCACCGAUUUACCCAAUGACUUUUACGACGGAGUAGGAGUGUAAAUAAACAACUAUCUUUUCGAAGCUUACAAAGACAGAAUAAAUGGGCUGUGGAAAACAAUACCAUGGGGACUGAAACAGAAAUAAAAAUAUACAUGCUUUUGAUGAAAAA
Messenger RNA from Tigriopus californicus, 4269 nucleotides. RefSeq names its product condensin complex subunit 1-like (gene Cap-D2). Bases 143 to 4060 code for a protein of 1305 amino acids. Gene Ontology annotation, biological process: meiotic chromosome condensation; mitotic cell cycle; mitotic chromosome condensation. The transcript is spliced from 3 exons. Lineage: Eukaryota; Metazoa; Arthropoda; Copepoda; Harpacticoida; Harpacticidae. Gene Ontology annotation, cellular component: nucleus; condensed chromosome, centromeric region. The record is from RefSeq and is a predicted model, not a curated record. Gene Ontology annotation, molecular function: histone binding.